Messenger RNA from Cydia pomonella (codling moth), 1559 nucleotides. Its product is annotated as pre-rRNA-processing protein TSR2 homolog. The record is from RefSeq and is a predicted model, not a curated record. The coding region runs from base 189 to 737 and encodes 182 amino acids. Gene Ontology annotation, cellular component: nucleus. The transcript has 4 exons. Lineage: Eukaryota; Metazoa; Arthropoda; Insecta; Lepidoptera; Tortricidae. Gene Ontology annotation, biological process: maturation of SSU-rRNA from tricistronic rRNA transcript (SSU-rRNA, 5.8S rRNA, LSU-rRNA).
GUCAGUGCGGUGCUGGUGUCAAAACGUAGUGAUUAUAUGCUCUUUGCUGGUGUCAUUCGUAUACAAUUAAUGUUUUUGAUGUCUGUUAUUGUUUUGAUCAGAUUUCGAUUAAUAUAAUACAAUAGAGUCGGAGAUACAUUCUAAUAUAAUAGAAAAUAUAAUUUGAAUCUUAUUUAAUUUUAUCUAAUAUGUUGUAUGACCAGUUUAAACCACUUGUAGAUCUCGUAUUGAACAACUGGACAGCAUUACAGUUGGCAGUAGAACAGGGCAUGGGUGCGCCGGGUGGUGAAAAGACUGCACAGCUCAUGUCAGUUUACGUCGCCCGGUACUGCGUCGAAAACAUAGUAGAUAUUGAAAAUGUUACUGAAGUAUUAGAAGACUUAAUGGACGAAGAGUUUGAAACUGUCUGCCAUGAUAAUUCACCCAAAGAAGUGGCAACAUCACUGCUGCAAUAUCUGGCACUGCUCAAAGAGGGUAGACAAGAAGAACUGCAAGCACGAGUUGCUGCUAUGCCUACCUGUCGAAAGUGGCUAAAUCAGCCAGCUUGUUGUAAAUCUAUUCCUCCACAGAGUCACGGCAAUCCGGAUGAUGACACUACAAGUAGCAGCGAUGAAGAUAACCUUUCAAACAAACCAUUGAAUGGCAAAGGAUCUUCAUUAAACUACGACACCGAAUCUAAACAAGUGGAUAAAGAUAAAGAGCAAGCCCGGACUAUACUUAGAACCAGAAGAAAAUAAUUUUUAAGAAAAAAAAACUGACUUCAAUGAGGGAGACCGGUGAAAGUACGAUUAUUAUUGAUUUUGGAUUUCAUACAAUGAAAUUAAAAAGACAGCGUUCUACGCCUAGUUAUGUAGAAAAGGAGGUAACAUGUUUUUUUGUCACUGUACCCGUCUGUAAUUAAAUGUAAUACAGCGCCAUCUAAUCAUCAACGCCUGAAUUAUGAAACCGCAUAGAGAGACAACAGAAAGAGAACUGAGCAAGCUGGCAGCUAGUCACUGUAGAAGUUCAAAAAUAAACCGACAGAUGUUGAUACAUAUAUAGUAAUUUUGCUACAAUAUGCCUUUAACAUUUGAGGAUUUCCCUCGAUUCCUUAUGGACCCCAUCGUCAUAACUCGAACUUGACAAAAAAUUGUUUUGAAAAUCUAAUUUGCUUAACAAACACAGCGAAGAGAACAAAUCACCAAACGUGUACUAUGCGUGGUUGAAGAGUUCCAUUUUGAUCAUCAUCAGCAGUUCCACUUCAUCAAAUGUCACUUUUUUAAAUGUAAAUACUCGAUUUGUUAAAGAAAAUACUAAAAUCACUAUAUGUAUGCCAUUCACAUUUGAAGAGUUCCCUCGAUUCCUCAUGGACCCCAUCGUCAGAACUCGAACUUGACAAAAAAAAUUCUUAAAGAUCUAAUUUACUUAACAAACACAGCGAAGAGGGCAAAUCGCCAUACGUGUACUAUGCGUCGUUGAAGAGUUCCAUUCUGAUCAUCAUCAGCAGUUUCACUUCAUCAAAUGUCACUUUUUUUAAUGUAAAUGCUUGAUUUGUUAAAGAAAAUACAAAAAUCACUGUA